Messenger RNA from Ananas comosus (pineapple), 2321 nucleotides. Its product is annotated as ABC transporter F family member 1-like. The record is from RefSeq and is a predicted model, not a curated record. The coding region runs from base 224 to 2032 and encodes 602 amino acids. The transcript is spliced from 6 exons. NCBI's taxonomy places the organism in Eukaryota, Viridiplantae, Streptophyta, Magnoliopsida, Poales, Bromeliaceae. Gene Ontology annotation, molecular function: ATP hydrolysis activity; ATP binding.
CGCGUUGGUCUCUCUCCCUCUCUCUCCCUCUCUCUCUCUCUCUCUCUUUCUCUGCUCUCUCUCUCGUUGGAGAAAGCGAAAUAGGAAAAAGGAAGAGAGUAGUUUUGUUCGAUUUGAAAUCGAAUUGAAGGGAUUUGGAGAGAUUCGUUAGAACCCUAGCUGGCGACGCUCCCCAAUCGAUUCUCGCCAAGUUCCUCUCGGACUUCGUACCAUUUUUUGGAGAAUGGUGUCGGACGCGAGCAAGAAGAAGGCGGCGGCAAAGAAGGCGGCGGCAGCGGCGAAGAGGGGUGGUAAAGCGGCGGCGGCGGCGGCGGCGGCGUCGGCGAAGGCCGCCGCGCAGGCUCCGAAUGGCGUCGCGGCGGAGAAUUUGGCAGAGGGGUUUGGAUCGAUCGAGCUAUCGGAUCGCACUUGCACGGGAGUUCUCGCAUCCCAUCCCCUCUCUAGAGAUAUUCAUAUAGAGUCUCUUUCAUUGACCUUCCACGGGCAUGAUCUCAUUGUAGAUUCGGAACUGGAGCUCAACUACGGGAGACGGUAUGGUCUUCUUGGAUUGAAUGGCUGUGGGAAGUCCACACUUCUCACAGCAAUCGGAUGCAGAGAGCUCCCAAUUCCUGAACACAUGGAUAUUUAUCAUCUUACCAGGGAGAUUGAAGCUUCGGACAUGCCCGCUCUCCAAGCAGUCAUCAGCUGUGAUGAAGAGAGGCUGAGAUUGGAAAAAGAAGCUGAGAGAUUAGUAGCUGAGGAAGAUGGUGGCGGAGAAGCCUUGGAUCGGGUCUAUGAGCGGUUAGAAGCUAUCGAUGCAUCAACUGCUGAGAAGCGUGCAGCUGAAAUUCUCUACGGGCUUGGUUUUAGUAAGCAAAUGCAAGCAAAGAAAACUCGAGAUUUUUCUGGUGGUUGGCGUAUGAGAAUUGCAUUGGCGAGAGCACUCUUUAUGAAUCCGACCAUCCUUUUGCUCGAUGAGCCUACAAAUCAUCUUGAUCUGGAAGCAUGUGUCUGGUUGGAAGAGACUCUAAAGAAGUUCGACCGCAUCCUCGUUGUUGUCUCCCACUCGCAGGAUUUCCUGAACGGCGUGUGCACCAACAUCAUCCACAUGCAGAACAGAAAGCUGAAGCUCUACACCGGCAACUACGACCAAUACGUCCAGACCCGAGCCGAGCUCGAAGAAAACCAGAUGAAGCAGUACAAAUGGGAGCAAGAACAGAUUGCAUCCAUGAAAGGGUACAUCGCCCGCUUCGGCCACGGGUCCGCCAAGCUAGCGCGCCAGGCGCAGAGCAAGGAGAAGACCCUAGUGAAGAUGGAGCGUGGCGGGCUCACUGAAAAGGUGGUGAAGGACAGAGUACUAGUAUUCCGCUUUACCGAUGUAGGCAAGCUCCCGCCGCCCGUCCUUCAGUUCGCCGGCGUAACUUUCGGUUACACCCCCGAUAACCUUAUAUACAAGGACCUCGAUUUCAGUGUCGACUUAGAUUCCAGAAUCGCAUUAGUGGGCCCCAACGGGGCGGGGAAAAGCACUCUGCUAAGGCUUAUGACCGGGGACUUGGUUCCCUUAGACGGUAUGGUUAGAAGGCAUAACCACCUCAGGAUCGCGCAAUUCCACCAGCACUUGGCGGAGAAGCUCGACCUGGAGAUGUCGGCCUUGCAGUUCAUGAUGAAGGAAUACCCAGGGAACGGGGAGGAGCGGAUGAGGGCGGCGGUAGGGAAGUUCGGGUUAUCGGGCAAGGCGCAGGUGAUGCCGAUGAAGAACCUGUCGGACGGCCAGAGGAGCAGGGUGAUAUUUGCUUGGCUGGCGUGGCGGCAGCCGCAUCUGCUUUUGCUGGAUGAGCCGACGAACCACUUGGACAUCGAGACGAUCGACUCGCUGGCGGAGGCGCUGAACGAGUGGGACGGGGGGCUGGUUCUGGUGAGCCAUGAUUUCAGGCUGAUCAGUCAGGUGGCGCAGGAGAUUUGGGUGUGCGCGAACCAGGCGGUGACGAGGUGGGAGGGUGGGAUUAUGGAGUUCAAGGAGCAUCUCAGGAGCAAGGCCGGGUUGCAUGAGUGAGAGCCUUUUUCUAUCCUUCUCCUUCCUUCUCCCUAGAGAGAGAAUGAGGUGAGUUGGUUAUGUUCGCUCGUUAUAUACCUGCGUCAUGGUGAUUGAUUUUCAUGGCGCGUAUUUAUAUGUCUCGUAUCGUAUCGUAUCAGACUACCUCGUCAUCUGUGUGUAUCGUAUGUAUCUUCUUUAUCUGUAUCUUGCCACAUCUAUAUAAAAACAUCUAAAGAGUGUAAAUAUUACUUGUUUCAUUCGAGGACUAAUAUUUUACACUAAUAUAAAAACAUCUAAAUUUAUAUCC